CUCUCGGCGGGCUCCUGUGGCGGCGGGCGGCGCUACGAGGCCUGGGCCUGCGGACUCCAUCGACCCCGCUGUUGCCGACGAUGGCCGUCCCGGAAACCCGCCCCAAUCACACCAUCUACAUUAACAACCUCAAUGAGAAGAUCAAGAAGGAUGAGCUGAAGAAAUCCCUCUACGCCAUCUUCUCCCAGUUCGGCCAGAUCCUGGAUAUCCUGGUGUCCCGGAGCCUGAAGAUGAGGGGACAAGCCUUUGUCAUCUUCAAGGAGAUCAGCAGCGCCACGAACGCCUUGAGGUCCAUGCAGGGGUUCCCCUUCUAUGACAAGCCGAUGAGGAUCCAGUACGCCAAGUCGGACUCCGACAUCAUCUCAAAAAUGAAAGGCACCUACGUGGAGCGGGACCGCAAGCGGGAGAAGAGGAAGCCCAAAGGUCCGGAGACGCCCGUGGUCAAGAAACAGAUACCUGGGGCAGCAGCGCCGGUGGCAGCCGCGGUGCAAGGAGCUGUCCCCGGAAUGCCGCCGAUGAACCAGGCCCCCCGCAUGAUGCACCACAUGCCCGGCCAGCCUCCGUACAUGCCCCCUCCGGGUAUGAUCCCCCCACCCGGCAUGACUCCGGGAGGACUCGCGCCGGGGACCAUGCCCCCUCAGCAGAUGAUGCCUGGCCAGAUGCCGCCUACCCAGCAGCUCUCGGAGAACCCACCCAAUCACAUCCUCUUCCUCACCAACCUGCCCGAGGAGACCAACGAGCUGAUGCUGUCCAUGCUCUUCAAUCAGUUCCCGGGGUUCAAGGAGGUGCGCCUGGUGCCCGGGCGGCACGACAUCGCUUUCGUGGAGUUUGAUAACGAGGUGCAGGCCGGAGCCGCCCGUGACGCCCUCCAGGGCUUCAAGAUCACACAGAGCAACGCCAUGAAGAUUUCCUUUGCCAAGAAGUGAAGCGCG
Emys orbicularis (European pond turtle) is the source of this 932-nucleotide messenger RNA. It is a transcript of the gene SNRPA, whose product is annotated as small nuclear ribonucleoprotein polypeptide A. Gene Ontology annotation, biological process: mRNA splicing, via spliceosome. Gene Ontology annotation, cellular component: U1 snRNP. The transcript is spliced from 7 exons. The coding region runs from base 81 to 926 and encodes 281 amino acids. The record is from RefSeq and is a predicted model, not a curated record. Gene Ontology annotation, molecular function: U1 snRNA binding. Lineage: Eukaryota; Metazoa; Chordata; Testudines; Emydidae.